AUGCAGCCAAGACCACUUGUUCAAGGGGGGGGCGGCGACACCAAACAAGACGUCAAUGCCGCACCCGGUAACCCGCUGCACGAAGGCUCAACGCUUCUGUCGCACCGCCGCGACGACGGCCGUGCAGUGGGGCAGCGACGCUACGGGUCGACGCAGCGCACGCAUCACCGGCAACCCCGCGCCACCUCCGCACCCGUGUCCCGCACGCGGCGCGUGGUGGUGGUGCGCCGGGGCGUCUCGAAGCACCAUGACCUGACGGUAGCCCAGCAAACCACAAGGCUCGCGGAAGAGGCGCGCAAGACACUCUUCCACGGCAGCUUUACGUCGAGCCACGGUGCCAUGUUCCCGGUGCCGCCGAUGCGCCGGCCGGAUAAGCCAUCGUACGGCGGUGCAAAGAAGCCGCGUAGUGACGCAAACGCACCGACGGGCGAGAUGCCGAUGUCGCCUACAUUCCGACUCGCCACGGACAUUGUGGCGCCAAGCGCACUCAAGAAAGAGAAGGCGCCGCUGCUACAACCACAAGCAGAGUUGGAGAAGGAAAGUUCAUUUCUUGGCGAGUGCAUCGUUUUAGGGCCGCGCUCCAGCAGCGCAGAUGCGCGCUCCCCGUCCAAGCGUGAGGGCACCGUGCAUGUCGUGAAGGAGAAGUUCCCGCAGUCGACGCCGGACCUUAUAGCGCUCCAGCGCAUCCGCGUAGAUCCGCCGCCGCGGCAUUUGCUCUCUCAGGCGACCAUUGACAAGGCAAAUAAGGCCGUCUUCGGUUACGAUGAGAAAAAUUUCAAAAUAAAGAAGAUUGAUGUGUUGUCCUCGACAGCGGGAGCUCAAGGCGUUGUGGCGGUCGCUGUUGAGUCACCAGAGAAGGUGCCGCUCACACGUGUCGCCGGGCCUCGCAUCACCUUCGCUGAACACGUUAGUGUGAAGGGCGGUGACGUUUACACCGACGACGAAGAGGAAGGUGAAGGCGAUGAGGAGGAGGAAGAGGAUGCCAAACUCGAAUAUUGUUCUGCGUUUGUGCACCUUCUGAAGUUCGCCGUGCCGGCAGCUGUAUCGAUUGGUUAUACUUUUGCCCUCUCUGUUGUUCCGCUUGCCUUCAUUGGCAGCUAUCUUGGUGAACUCCAUCUAUCUGGUGCAUCUGUUGGAUACUUUAUUCUCAGCAUUGUUGCGCUCUACCCAACAGUCGGGAUGACCUUUGCAAUGGACACGUUGUGUUCGCACGAGUACGGGCGAGACAACAAUAGUCAAGAGUUGGGGCUUCUCCUGCAGCGCGGUAUUAUUAUCAAUUUGGCCUUCCUCAUCCCGGACUGUAUCUUCAUGUAUAAGCUGCCAACGCUGCUCGCGACGAUAUACGGCCCAGAGACCGCGGCGGUGGCAGGUGAAUUCCUUCUUUAUAUGCCCUUCUUUAUGAUACCGGUGAUGAUAUUUAUAGCGUUCCAUAAAUUCCUAUCCAACCAGAUGCAGCCACAGAUGCCGAUGAUUGCGUUGACGGCAGGGUUCAUUAUCACCCCGUUUUUGCAGAUGUUUUUAACACCCAUGGGUGUGCGAUACAGCAUGAUCGGUAUGUGCAUCACGGCGUGGUGGCAGCUGUUUGUGAUAGUCGCAAUGACGCUGAAGAAGUCGCAGACAAGGCACACACUCGGAAGCCUUCGCUUGGUAGAGGCUGCCCGUCCGUCAGAUGUGAAGGAAUACCUAAAACUCGCCAUUCCGAGUGCCAUCUUUGUUGCAGCGGAGGCGUCUUCGUUCGACGUGAGCGUCCUGUUGUGUGCGUACUUUGGGGAGAGGGAAGGCGCAGCGUGGUCGGGUAUCAUGAACGUUCUUUUCAUCUUCGCUGCGGCUGGAGGGGGCCUGAGUGCUGGAGCGUGUGCGAACAUUGGACGCUGCGUUGGCGGCAAUAAGCCUGCCACUGCCCGUAUGUAUGUAGAGGUCGCAAUUGUGAGUGCAUGCGUGAUUGGUGCCAUUGACUCGGCAGUUUUGUACUACUUUUUCGAUUUUCUCAUGUCGCUCUUCGGCACACGAGGUGGCACGCUGAAGUUGGCGCGCAAGUGUGUCGCCCUCCUGCCGUUCUUCCAUAUUGCCGACACGGUGCAGUUCACGUUCCAGGGCAUCUUCAGCGGCCUUGGCAAGAACCACCUCGGCGCCCUCAUCCUGCUGCUCUCUCUGUGGGGCGUCGGCAUCCCGAUGGCGGUCCUCCUCGGCGUGUACCUGCGGUUCGGCGUCGUCGGCGUGUGCCUUGGGCUGACAAUCGGGCUUUGCAUCGAAGCGCCGGCGAUGGUGGCGGUGACGUGCCUGAUGGACUACCACGCCGUGUGCGAAGCCUUCCUUCCCAGCGACCGGGACGACGACAAUGAGGAGGAGGAGGAAGACGAGGAGGAGGAAGAAGACGAGGAGGAAGUGUACGUGGUGGAUGAAGAAGCGAUGCGGCGCUCAGGCAUCCCAGUGAGUCCAGAGGACUUCGGCCAGCGGCUGGCGAAGAGGGGGCGGCGGUUUCGGGUUCCGCCACACCGCGAUGCGCACAGUAACUAA
This is a messenger RNA of Trypanosoma grayi, 2517 nucleotides long. Its product is annotated as multidrug resistance protein, MATE family. Gene Ontology annotation, cellular component: membrane. Gene Ontology annotation, biological process: transmembrane transport. Bases 1 to 2517 code for a protein of 838 amino acids. The record is from RefSeq and is a predicted model, not a curated record. Gene Ontology annotation, molecular function: xenobiotic transmembrane transporter activity; antiporter activity. NCBI's taxonomy places the organism in Eukaryota, Euglenozoa, Kinetoplastea, Trypanosomatida, Trypanosomatidae. The transcript has a single exon.